AUGUUGUCGUUCGCGAGGGAUAACACCGGCAAGAUGGCGUUGAGCGGCGGGCAGCUAGGAGGCUUAUUCGAUCACCACGUCCAAAGGGCUGUAUGCGACUCGCGGGCCAAGUAUCGAGAGGGGCGCCGCCCUCGCGCUGUCAGGGUUUACACGAUCAAUUUGGAAUCUCGGUACUUAUUAAUACAAGGAGUUCCUGCAGUCGGAGCCAUGAAGGAAUUAGUUGAGCGAUUUGCUUUGUAUGGUGCAAUUGAACAGUAUAAUGCUCUAGAUGAAUACCCAGCAGAAGACUUUACAGAAGUUUAUCUUAUUAAAUUUCUCAAUUUACAAAGUGCAAGGAUAGCCAAGAGAAAAAUGGAUGAACAGAGUUUCUUUGGUGGAUUGCUUCAUGUGUGCUAUGCUCCAGAAUUUGAGACAGUUGAAGAAACCAGAAAAAAAUUACAGGAGAGGAAUGCCUAUAUAGCAAGAACUACUAAGAAUAAAGAUCAUUACAUGACAAAGAAGAAACUGGAUACAGCGCAUAAACAUGAAAGAGAUUUUAGACAGGACUUCCAUUCGAAGACAUCUGGAUUUUCUGCGGCCACUUUGAACACUUCCACUGGGAACUCAGAUCUUUGUCUUCCUUAUUCUUGUGAGUUGCCUUUGUGUUUUUUCUCCCCAAAAUGUAUGUGUUCAUCGGGAACACAUGUGGACAGAGCAUCAGACUCCUGUCAGGAGGGUAGAAACUGUGAUGGAACACUAGAGCUCUGUAACCGCAAUGACGCUCUGCAGAAAAUGCAGGUGAAAACUUGUAAAAAUUCAUUGGGUUGCCCUGGGGCGCAGAAGGCUGUUACUUCUUCAGAGGCCGUAGACAGAUUUAUGCCAAGGACAACACAACUGCAGGAGCGGAAAAGGAGACGAGAAGAUGAUCGUAAACUUGGAGCUUUCCUUGAAGCCAGCACAAGUAGUAACGAGGUUAUGAUUGGGCCUCUGUUACCAGACAUACCUAAAGUGGACAUGCAUGAUGACUCAUUGAAUACAACAGCGAAUUUAAUUCGGAAUAAACUUAAAGAGGUAAUUUCAUCUGUGCCAAAGCCUCCAGAGAACAAGCUGGAAGAUGUGCAUAGAAGUCAUCCUUUAAAACAAAGGAGAAGAAUAUAAAUUGCCUGCAGCAAAUUAAUAUUUUUAGAGGACUAUUUUUUAUUUUUAGGCUGUCAUUUUAAUUUUUGGAGAUUUUACUACUGGUAUUUUUUUUUAAAUGCACCCCCCUUUAAGCUACUUGUCUAAAAUAGUUUCAUCUAAGCUAUAGUUUCAUUUAAGCUACUUAACUAAAAUAGUUUCAUCUUUUAAAAUUAGUUUAUCAUGGGCAAAAUACAUAAUAGCCAGUUAUAUCCCUUACAAAAUAAUAAUAAUAUUAAUAAUAACAAUAAUAGAACUUUUCCAGAAGCUCCAACCAGUGACUGUGCUUACAUCUUAUUGGCUAGAAUUGGGCCCAUGGCUGUCCCUGAGAAGUUUCCAACUUCUGUGGUUGAGAAAGCAAGAAAAAAGAGGGUUGUGAAUGGCUAAUUAGCCAAUAUUUAUACCUAUAUAGCUAAUUGCCAAUAUCUGCACCAAGAUCCAAGGUGGCUGGCUGACUUAACAAACCAAUAAAUAAAAUUAGUUUAUCAUUACUUAUUAUACGUUAUUUUGAGCCAUAUUUUUUUUCCUUUUUUUUUUUUUUUUGGCCACCUGGCAGCAUAUGCACUUACCAGGCCAGGGAUCAGAUCUGAGACGCAAUUGCAACCUAUGUCACAGCUGAGGCAAUGCUGUAUCCUAAACCCACUGUGCUGGGCACAGAUCAAACCUGCGCUCCAGAGAUGCCAAUGAUCUUCCUGCGCCACAGCAGGAACUCCCCAGCCGUACUUAGUAUCACUGAAGCCAUUCUCACAACAUUACCUCUCACUGCAAUCACUGUAUGUAAAUUAAAUGAAGCAAAUACUGAAACUUUACCAUAUAAAGAUAAGCAACCAAGAUCUGUUUCUGAUUUUAAUAAUUUUGAGUGAUUUACAUUCAAACACUAGGAGUAAGGAUGUGUUGGAAUGCCAGAGCUUCAAAAUGAAGACAGUUCUGUAAGACAAAAAAGAAACUAUUAGAACAAAGCUGAAUUAGAAGCUUAUGUGCUUUAGUUAACUUUGAAGAAUAAUUGACUUCAUCUGUGGCAGAAACAAAUCAGUAUCUGUAAAUACUAGUCUUUUACUGCUACUUUUAGCACACCCUUUUUUUUCCUGUCCGUGGACCCCAUAAUUGGAAAUCUAAGUAUGUCCAGGCUAUCUCCAUUUUUUUCUUUUUAACUGAUAACCACCACCUGAGAAGGGCCAUACCAAAUGGUGUUGUCUGUUUUCUUUUCUCCCUAUCCUAAAGGCCUCUUGCCUAAUUGAUUGAAUUGCAACAUAAAGGUUAAGAAAGUUCACCUUCAGUUAUGACUUACUGAUUCAGACUUGCUAGGAUGGCACCGAGUGGUGGAUGGUAUUAAAAAAGGAGGCAAGGGUUUUGACCCUGUUUCCUUGUGAGGUAAUUAGACAGUGGCCCCUUGAGCAAUCUGUGUGUUAGAGUUGCCAACCUUCCACACAGUCAGAAAGCCAUAAUAACUUUACAGUCUGCCCUCUGUAUCUGCUGUUUUGUAUCCUCAGAUUCAACCAACCAUGGAUUGUGUAGUACUGUGAUAUGUAUUUGAACCCUCACAGUUCAAACUCAUGCUGUUCAAGGGUUAACUAGUUUUUGCUGCACUCUCAGUUCAAAGAUAUAUUAGAGACCUCAGCGUAGAAUUGGAAAGAGCAAGUUGCUCUCUGGAUCAGGCUUCUCAGACUUCAAGUGCUUUGAAUCUCUACCUUGGAGUCUUAAUAAAAUGCAGAUUUUCAUGGUGAUGGUAGCCAGAGGUUGGCAGCUGUCAGAAAUGGAGAGUUGUUAAAUGGAUAUCCCCCAGUUUGUUUUGCAAGAUAAAAAGUUCUAGAAAUUGGUUGCACAGUAACAUGAAUGUACUUCACCCUCUGAACUGUACACUUAAGAAGGUCAAUUUUAUGAGAGGUUUAUUUUACCACAAUUAAAAAAUUUCUUGGAGUUCCCGUCA
Sus scrofa (pig) is the source of this 3082-nucleotide messenger RNA. It is a transcript of the gene RBM48, whose product is annotated as RNA binding motif protein 48. Gene Ontology annotation, molecular function: nucleic acid binding. Gene Ontology annotation, cellular component: nucleoplasm. The record is from RefSeq and is a predicted model, not a curated record. Lineage: Eukaryota; Metazoa; Chordata; Mammalia; Artiodactyla; Suidae.